This is a messenger RNA of Ceratina calcarata, 3685 nucleotides long. RefSeq names its product Aminoadipate-semialdehyde dehydrogenase (gene Aasdh). The transcript has 8 exons. Gene Ontology annotation, molecular function: protein binding. Bases 573 to 3614 code for a protein of 1013 amino acids. Gene Ontology annotation, biological process: amino acid activation for nonribosomal peptide biosynthetic process. Lineage: Eukaryota; Metazoa; Arthropoda; Insecta; Hymenoptera; Apidae. The record is from RefSeq and is a predicted model, not a curated record.
AUACUACAAUCUGCCGGGAUUACACCAAUUAUUGACGGUGCAUUAGGUUUGGGUAAUAAUACAGCUAUUGCAUCUCAAUUUUAUAAUAAUACAAAUGAAAUUGUGGUCCUUUCUUUCAUUAGGAUAGUAUUGUAUACAAACUUAAAAGUGUUAACACAUAUGUAAAGAUAAACUAAAUCAUGCAUCUAUUACAUUAGAAUAAAUCAUUAAGACUCAUAACUUCUUUUAUUAUUAAUAGAUUAUAUUUUACGUAUUAAUCUGAAAAUAAAAGUAUGGAUAAAUAAAAAUCUAUCUACUUGUAUAAGUGUAAAAUGGACAGUGUACGCUUCGAUCUAAUAAAAGAAAUAAAACAAUUGUUGCAUUUUUAAUAGUAAAAUUUAAUCACCUUGCAAAUAAAAGAUCAUAGAAUUUUGUAUGCAAUUGCCUGAGGUACAGCCGUAUAACCUGUAGUGCAAAUGAAACAUUUCGAAACCCGCAGAGUCGUGAUGAAUCUUAAAAUUCGUUUCAAUGUCAACAAAAAUAAAAAGGUUUUGAUAUUAAAUAAAAGUCAUUGAAAAGAUGUUUCGUAAAUAAUGGAUAUUCGAAAAGAGUUUUCAUCAUUCGAUCCCAGAUGCGAAAAUUCUGUAACGAAGUUACACGAUAUUUGUAAUUGGGAUCAACUCGACGACGUAGCAAUAGAAUAUCACGAUCUACAAGAAAAUAUUUACAUACAGUACAGAGAGCUUCAUGUUACAAAAAAUAUUAUUUCCGAUUACUUGAAAUCUCUACGAAAUACAGAAUUUAUUGGUAUAGACUAUGAUAUCCCUGAAUACUGUGUGAUUCCUCUAAUUGUCGGGAUCUUGAAUAGCGAGCACAGUUUUGUAAAUUUACCUUCCAGCACAACAGAGUCGAUGAAUUUAAAAUAUGAUUUAAAUAUACAGUAUUUAUUUUGUAAGAAUGUAAAUAUUAAAGGAGAGGUAGUGUAUCAAUUCACGGUUCACAGCGAAUGUAUUUACCUCAUCAAAUUGAAAAAUGUUAAGAAACAAGUUACAGGAAGCGAUGAACAAAAUAGUUAUGCUUAUGCAAUUUCUACUUCUGGUUCAACGGGAACACCAAAGACAGUCAGAGUGCUUCACUCUUGCAUAGUUCCAAAUAUCUUAGAUUUAAGUAGGAUACUGUCAAUUACAAAAUUUGACAAAGUCUGCCAAUUUACGAAUUUCACAUUUGACCCGAGCGUCAUUGAAAUAUUUUUAGCUCUUUCAAAAGCAGCGAGAUUGUUUAUGGUUUCGAAAGACUUGAAAAACAAUCCUAACAGACUCUUGAGAGAGGCUUACUCAAGUCAGAUUACUGUAUUGCAAGUAACACCGUCAGUUUUUAUGUAUAACUGGCCAUCUGAAUGUUUGAGAACUACUAUUUUAAGUAAUAACACGUCGCUGAGAGUCAUACUUUUUGGAGGAGAACCUUUUCCUAAACUAGAAUUAUUUUCUCAAGCCAGGCAGCCUUGUAAUACCACGAAAAUUUAUAACAUUUACGGUAUCACUGAGGUAUCCUGCUGGGCUAGUAUUACUGAAGUUGAAUUAACAAAUGAACAGUCUGAUCCUCAUUAUUUGGGACAAGUAUUAUCAGGCACCUUAUUUCAAGUUAGGAAUGAAAUUGGAGAAGUAAUAACGAAGGGUGUAGGCUCUCUGUACAUAGGAAGCGAUCAAAGGAUAUGCCUGAUGAACGAUGAAGAUAUUAAAGAUUUAGAAUUACCAGUAUUUCGAGAUUCUGGGGAUUUAGUUAGUAUCGAUGGAGAAGGAAGGAUAUUUUAUAAAGGGAGAAGGAACAACAUUGUAAAGAGAUUUGGGAAUAAAGUUGACUUAACAGAGAUUGAACGAUCUGUUUUACAAAUAGACUUCAUAAAAAGUUGCUAUGUAAUAUGGGAUCAUAAUUGCCAUCGUUUGCACUUAUGUUUCUCUGCGAAAGACAGGACAAGUAUCGGGAAUGAUCAGAAUCUUGGUACCGAGAUCAUGAGACGUUUGAACAAAUUGGAUCCUCUAUACAGACCGGAUAAAAUUCAUUUUUUGGAUCAUGUUGAAUUAACAUCUAGCUCGAAAAUUUCCUUAGACUUUUUACAAAAGCAAGUAACGAAAGAUGUAGACAAUGUCGAUUUCCAAAGGAUUGAAAGCACUUUCAAAUCUAUUUGGGAAAAUAAUCUGCAACGAGGGAAUAGCAGUUUCAUAAAAUUGGGAGGUACGUCUGUGGUAGCACUCCAGUUAUCAAACGCUAUGUCAGAUAUGCUUCAAAUGGAAUUUCCUCGAUUAAUAAGCAUGCUCUUAACGGAUGCUUCUAUCGAUGAAUCUCUAAGCUACAUAAAAGGAGUUGUAUUAAGUAGAAAUGAUAAUUUUUAUAACACUGGGGAAAAGCCUUCGACUACUAUUAUUACUAUAGAAGAUACAGACAUUUCGAGAGACUUUCAUACAAACGAACAAGAUGAUAAUUCAAACAUUUCAUCCAGUGAGAUUUACAAUUGCCGAUGGUACAAGUGUAGAGGGCAAUUGUAUACUAAUGCAUGUAGUAUCAAUGAGAAACAUGAGUUACAGUACGACGAAAUUACGAGAGUCAAAGUCAUAAAAAAGUAUGAUACAGAAAAAUGUGUAGACGCAUCACCGACGGUGUUUCACUAUUCCGAUGGGAAAACGUAUGCAACGGUUGGUUCUCAUUCCGGUCUUAUUUUCACCUUUGAAUUAGGAAGUGAUUUUAAUUCUGCAUUUAGAAUCAAACUACCUGAUAGAAUUGAAUCUUCAGUUUUGGUUCUGGAUGAUUUCAGGGGAGUAGUAGGAUGCUACGACUGCAAUAUAUACUGUCUUAAUUUGAAAACGGGGGAAACUAUUUGGGUUCAUCGCACAGGCAACGUGGUAAAAGGAUCUGCAGUUCUUUGCAAUGAGAAAGGAAUUCUAUUCAUUGGUUCCUAUGAUUGUUAUAUAUAUUGCUUAUCCGUGAAGGAUGGAUCUGAAGUUUGGAAAUUAAAAUCUGGUAAUGGAAGCAUUUACGCCACUGGCUGCUUGCACUAUCCAUCCGAUACUGUAUUAUUUGGGACACUAGACGGAUCGUGUUUAGCUCUCCAGCAAUCGACAGGAAAACUUGUUUGGAAGUACAAAUUAUCAGACCCAAUUUUUGUAGCCCCUCUAUGGCUGAACGGUGGUCUUGUUUUAUUCUGUUCCGUAACAGGCUUAUUAUGUUGCUUCGAUAUCGAAGUUAACGUCAAGAUGUGGACGUACAAAAUUAAUGGAAAUGUAUUCUCAUACCUCGUGAAACAAAUUGACACUGCUAGGGAACAUGAGACUGUUAUAAUAACCAGUCAGAAUAAAAGUGUAUACUGUCUACAAUCGGAGGAUACAAAUUUCAAGACCGAGCCUACAUUGAAAUAUGUGUUAAAUUUCCAUUCACCAAUCUUCGCUACCCCCUGGUGCGAGGAUAACUUUCUUUUGAUAGCAUGCACAGACGGGACUUUAAAUAUUUACGACUUUAAGAAAAACAGACUAAUGAAAAUUGAGGAACUCCCGGGGAAAGUGUUCUCAUCACCUGUUAUUGAUCGUGAUAACGUUAUCAUUGGAUGCAGAGACAAUUAUAUUUAUGUCUUAGAACUAAUUUAAAUUACUAUCGAUGAGUAAACGUUCGAAUAUUAUUUUCGUCAUGAGACAAAAAUACAAACUGAUGAAAUUAG